This is a messenger RNA of Megalobrama amblycephala (Wuchang bream), 1692 nucleotides long. It is a transcript of the gene mief1, whose product is annotated as mitochondrial elongation factor 1. Gene Ontology annotation, cellular component: mitochondrial outer membrane. The record is from RefSeq and is a predicted model, not a curated record. NCBI's taxonomy places the organism in Eukaryota, Metazoa, Chordata, Actinopteri, Cypriniformes, Xenocyprididae. Gene Ontology annotation, biological process: positive regulation of mitochondrial fission; mitochondrion organization.
AUGGCAGGAGUGAACGGGGAUCGGAAGGGGAAGAAAGACGACAAUGGGCUUGGGACAGCGAUCGACUUUGUGCUCUCAAACGCAAAGCUGGUGCUGGGAGUCGGGGGAGCAGCCAUGCUCGGGAUCGCCACACUGGCGGUCAAAAGAAUGUACGAUCGGGCUCUCAGUGCCCCAUCCAGUCCCACUAAAGCCGAACCGUCAGGACGGAGAAGCUGGGAGGAGCCGAGCUGGCUGGGGUCGUCGCCACGGACGUUGAACCAUGACAUGAAACAGAACAUCAGCCGCUCUCUACAGACGCUCCCUACCUCCUCCAGCUCCUUCAAGCCAGAUUCUUUACAUCGUGUUAUGGGUCGUGGUGGCGGCAGCUCUGGUAAGGCUGAACUCCAGAGGGCACGGCUGCGUCUCUCACUGCAGGAACACCUCUGGGCCUUUUUUCAUGAGCGAGUGGCGAUCCCCUCGGACGAGCAGGCCGUAGCUCGCCGUGCCGCGUUGGAUAUCUGUGCGGAGCUCCGAGUGUUCCUCCAUGCCAAACUACCUGAUAUGCCAUUACGAGAAAUGUACCUGAGCGGCAGUCUGUAUGACGACCUCCAGGUGGUGACUGCUGAUCACGCCCAGCUGAUGGUACCCAUGAUCCUUGAGAAGAAUCUCUGGUCACCCAUUCCUGGUGAGGACACCAUCAUGAACGUUCCAGGCUUCUGGCUGGUUCGUCGGGAAAACCUUGAGUACUUCCCGCGUGGAAGCAGUUACUGGGACCGUUGCAUGGUGGGUGGUUACCUUUCCCCAAAGAGCGUCCUAGAAGUUUUCGAGAAGCUCGUCGCCGGCUCCAUCAACUGGCCCGCCAUCGGUAGCGUUUUAGAUUACGUCAUUCGACCCGUCCCAUCGGAAACGCUUACGCUAGAAGUGCAGUACGAAAUGGACCGUCGCCUUUACGUGGACUUCCUCCCGUUGCUUGUUAUGGAGGACGGUGUCUCGCUGAUCGCCAAACCGCAUCGAUUGGCUGCCGAACGGCACGAGAACCUGUGGCGGCAAAGUUUUCGCGUGGCGGAAACGGCAAAGUUACGUGCCCUCGAUCAGGAAGAUGGCGGGUGCCGUUGCGCAUGUCUUAAAGUUGUUAAAGCCGUGUGUAAACUGAAUCCAGCGUUAACACGAUUAAAUGCAAGCCAGCUUACUAACGCAAUCCUCCUUCUGAGCGAACAGGAGGGUGAUUGGACUCAGGAAGCACUUGCUGACCGUUUUAUGCAGCUGCUUCGUGCACUAGUGGGACACCUAGAGGCUGGGAGGCUACCUAGCAUCUUAAAUCUCAAAGUCAAUCUGUUCUGUGAGCUAACGCCACAGGAAAUAGACGAACUGGGAUACACGCUUUACUGCGCAUUGUCCGACCCAGAGAGCCUUUUGAGAACUGUUUAACAACUCAUGCACAAACACUACCACAGUUUGGUCCACAGUUCAUACACAAACCAAAACAAUGGCAAUGUUUUCACGUGUGUCCUGUUCUGAGUAGAUCAGUAACCUCAGUUGUUUUUCUAUUAUACCAUCAGCAGUUAUUUUCAGGUACUAUGAACUCAUCUGUUGGUCAUAUUUUAUAUGGCCCUUCAUAUAUCAUUUAGGUGUUUUUUAGCUUUCUUAAUGCACAGUGAAGUGGCAUGAAGGCUAUAUAUCUAGUGGAGGAUCCGAUUCGAACUUCAUUGAUCA